AUGUCUUCACGAAAGCAGUCGGUCAGUAGCAGCGAGAAGCAAGAGCAUAGCGAGGUGCAUCAGCGCGAUGCUAAAAACCUCAUUCGAUACACCCGCGAGGAGCUGUUCGGUAUGAAGGAUUUGCCAGCGAGCCGUGUUCGACCCGAAUGUUUAUCUGCCGACUUCGACAAGUACCAUUUCAUUAUUUUGAAAAACAUUUCCCGACCAGGCGUCCCCUUCCUGCCGUCAGAACUGUCAGGAAACAUCUUUUUAAAAUUUCGGCUUUCAAGCUUUCCUGGCCUCUGA
Molecule: messenger RNA, 285 nt
Organism: Gongylonema pulchrum
Lineage: Eukaryota; Metazoa; Nematoda; Chromadorea; Rhabditida; Gongylonematidae
Source: the annotation of a GenBank genome assembly